AGUGUUGCUUCUCUUUGUCAGAGGACUGACUUCCGUUUUCAUGUUUGGUCCAGGUUUCUGGAAUUUACUAUCUACUAAGACUCUGAGCUAUCUGUCGCUUUGGUAAACACUAGCGGGGAUUUAGUACUUCCGUGACGGAGCUAGCUAAAGGUCCUCCAUUUCAGCCUGACCAGAGUUUUGAUUCCGUUAUUCUGCUUCAUCCUUGAAAAACACGACUGUUUACCUAGCUAGCUGGCUACCAUCAGCCAGCUGAGUUAAAUCACCUAGCAUGUUUCGGUUCUUGAAUGACGUUGAUGACGACCCCUACAUGAUGGAUCCAUUUGCAGCUCACAGGCAGCAAAUGAGUCUGUUUAGCCCAUUUGGCAUGGACCCUUUUGCGCUUGCCCCUCAGAUGCAGCCGCAUCGUGCACCACGUAGACAGGCUGGUCCUCUGGCCCCCUUCGGCAUGAUGGGAAUGGGUGGUGGAUUCAUGGAUAUGUUUGGCAUGAUGGGAGAAAUGAUGGAAAACAUGGAAAGAAUGUCAGGUACACCAAACUGUCAGACGUUUUCCUCUUCAACAGUGAUCUCCUAUUCCUCGUCAGACACAGGGGCUCCUAAAGUUUAUCAGCAGACCAGUGAAACGAGAAGAGGCCCUGGAGGGAUCCGUGAGACGCGGCAGUCAAUGAGGGACAGCGAGAGCGGCUUUGAGCGUCUCGCCAUCGGCCACCACAUCGGGGCUCGUGCACACAUAAUGGAGCGUUCACGAAAUCGCCGCACAGGAGAUCGUGAAGAACGGCAAGACUUCAUUAAUCUUGAUGAGACUGACGCUGCAGCGUUUGAUGAGGAGUGGAGGAGGGAGGCUGGAAGAUACGUUCCCCCGAACGCCCGGGGGCUGGAAUACGGCCGAGAUCGACGGGCAGGAGGUCAGCAGCUGGCUCUUACCGCCCCUCCUAGCUCAACACCCCCACCAGGUUAUCGGCAUGAGUCCCCCAGACACCGUCAGCCCCAAACCCGCCCCCGUUACGACUGGUGAGAAGGUGUCACACUUGACGAGGCGACCAGAUGGAAGGAGUUGAGGGAACAUUUCCCCCGAUGCUGUGAACCACGCUGAAGACGGAAGUUGAUGAUCGUCACAACUGCCCGUCGUAAAUGUUUGAUAUGACUGGACUGUCUAUACAUAAACAACAUAUUACACACACAUACACACAACAAAACCCCACACACUUGAUAGUUACAUUUACAGUUCAACUUCUCUACUGUUACAUACAUACACACACACACACACACACACACAAGUGGAACCCUUGUGCAAACAUGGGUAUAACUACACUCACUUUAUAUAUACUCAUUCUCAAAACUUGACGUGUUUUUGCCCACUGCACUAAAGUGCUACAGUAUACAGUACAUCUGCUGUACAGUCCAUUUUAUGUUUGUGAAGACACUAGUGUGUCGGUGAAUUGAAUUGUAUACUGUUAACUAAUUAAUCUAACUAAAUAAAAGUUCAUUAAAACAUUGUUAGAUAAUUGCAAA
Messenger RNA from Seriola aureovittata, 1509 nucleotides. RefSeq names its product myeloid leukemia factor 2 (gene mlf2). Gene Ontology annotation, biological process: regulation of DNA-templated transcription. The transcript is spliced from 8 exons. Lineage: Eukaryota; Metazoa; Chordata; Actinopteri; Carangiformes; Carangidae. Gene Ontology annotation, cellular component: cytoplasm; nucleus. Bases 269 to 1012 code for a protein of 247 amino acids. The record is from RefSeq and is a predicted model, not a curated record.